This is a messenger RNA of Amphiprion ocellaris (clown anemonefish), 634 nucleotides long. RefSeq names its product potassium voltage-gated channel subfamily H member 2-like. The transcript has 2 exons. Lineage: Eukaryota; Metazoa; Chordata; Actinopteri; Pomacentridae. The record is from RefSeq and is a predicted model, not a curated record. Bases 122 to 634 code for a protein of 170 amino acids.
UCUCUGAUAAUGUAAAAACAUGCAGAAGACAACUUCUAUAUAGCAGAGCACUGCUUUUGAAGAACUGGACUGCCUUGUGUUUCAGCCAGAGAGAAAAAGCCUCUCUAACUGCAUCCCAACAAUGCCGGUGAGAAGGGGGCAUGUGGCCCCACAGAAUACUUUCCUGGACACCAUCAUUCGCAAGUUCGACGGACAGAACCGGAAGUUUAUCAUUGCCAACGCACAGGUGGAGAACUGCGCCAUCAUAUUCUGUAAUGAUGCCUUUUGUGGAAUGUGCGGUUACACUCGGGCUGAAGUGAUACAGAAGUCCUGCACCUGCAGCUUUCUGUAUGGACCUCACACAGAGAGACCAGCAAUGGCCCAGAUGGCUAAAGCCCUGCUGGGAGCAGAGGAGAGAAAAGUGGAGAUUUCCCUCUACACUAAGGAUGGUAUGAAUUUAUCAACUGUGAUUUUCAUACAUUCAGACAUUCUUUGUAUCUGUUUUGGUAAGAUGUUAUUUAUCAAUUGCAUCUAUGAGGUCUGGGGAUGUAAGACCUUCAGCAAAGUAAACAAUAAGAGGAAGACAGCCAUCACACAGACUUUAAUCAGACAGCUAUUUGGGCAGCACAUUGACUUGCCAAACUGUCUGUUGUAA